CUAGCAAUAGUAUAAAUAAAAUUAAUAAAUACUUAGGAAAUGAACUCACAUGAAACUAGUUUUAUAACCAUCAAAGUUUGUUAAGCAAACGAGAAAUAUAUUAUUAUAGUUUCAGUAUAUGUAGAUAUCACAAUGAUUCACAGUUUGUUUAUCAUCAACGCUUCAAUGCCCUUGUUAGUUUGCACCGAUCAUUUAUGCAGUUUAGGAACUUGUGUUUGAUUGCUGUGGAUGGCAGACGUUUGUGGCUGUUCAAAAGACAUCAGGCCAUGGAAAAAUAAGUUUUAUUAUCAACUGAAGAAAGUUACUGGGGACAAGCCCAUUUUCCUGAAGACAUUCCUCUGUUGUGAAAAAAUACUUUGGAAAAAUUCGCGCCCUUGCUGGCCAGAGUCGGCCAAAGAUCGUAUUUUCACGUAAAGUUUGCACUAAUAUUGAGCUGCACAAUUUUCUGGGAGAGGUCUCACUGGUCUGUUUGCAACAUUGAAGAAUGUCCGAAGUUUUUUCAUGAGCAAGGUUGUAAGGUCAACAAAAUGGUGACAGAAACGAUAAAAAUUUCUUAAGUUCCAUGUAUUUACCUUGGAUAGUACAGAGUUUAUAGAGUUGCCUUCAACGAAUGAAGAGUUACUUCAUGGAUGACGAACGUUACGAGUCUAAAGGUGAAGGAACGGAAUAUUACCCCGACUAUGAAAAGAAUUUUCAAGGAAAAAGCCUCAACAUGGUGAACAUAAAUAUCAAAAAACUGACUUAUGAAAUAUCUCGGGUGACGUAGCUAAUUCUAUUUUCCCGAUGACGUGUAUUUAACGAGGACCAUGUUGUGAAAUGACCAAUGUUCCAUGACUUAAAGAAAGAGUUUACAGCCAAUAAACACACUGGUGAGAAGGUGUACUAUGUUGGUCAACAUGGUUAUGAUGUGUUUAAUGUUCAAAACUAACAACUGUUCUUACUGUGAGAACUUUUGAUCUACUAAGAAAGUGAAACUAUUACAGAGAGAAUUAUUUCAAGAUAUUUUUUCGAGAGAUGCGAAGGAUGGAAAAGAGGCUGCUUAAGGAGGCAUGUACAGUAAAACUUUUACUAAAAUUAUGAGAGAAAAUACUUUGGAUGAAAUUGAUAAUGGUGCAAACAAGGGUGAAGUUGAAUAUAACGUAAAAACAGGCAAAGUUCAUAUUUUAGAAGAUCAUGGGUCUGUUGAAGAGAGUAAUGUUGACAAUAGAAACAGGUUACAAAUGUCUCAUGAAACACUUCAAAAUACUGGUGUAUCAGCGAAUCAAACUCGUGAAGCAAAAGGUAGUCGUGUGGUAGACGUGAUUCGUGUUUCCCACGAGAAUCGUGGAUCUAAUGUGGGACGAGUGUCUAAUGAGUAUCGUGUUAUCGAAGAGUGGAAGUCUUCAGAGUCUCUUGAAAACAGAAAGAAUGAAAGUGGUAAUUUCAUUGUGGAUGAUAGAUAUGGAGAAUAUGUGAAGCUAAAGUCCAAUGCCCUACUACGUACAGAAAGGUUACAGCCAAUCAACUUCUCUUCCAACAAGACAGCCACAAUGACGUCACAUAGUAUGGCGUCACAUGACAACCGCUCAAGAGACAUGAUGUCCAGUGAUUCCGUAAAAAACUAUACCAACAUGGGUUGAAGUCAAUAUGGCGAUGAUGUGUCUAGUGUUGAUCAACAACAACCUGUUGUUGUUGUGAGAACAUUUGAUCAUCCAGGAAAGUCGAGUUAUUACAGACAAAGGAGAUCAUUGCCUAGAAACCACUCAAGGCUGAACUACAAAAAAUCUUUAAAAUCUUUGACGACUCGCAGACGAAAACCUUUGCCAUCUGCCUGAACAGUAAACCUUCGAAAUUCGCCGUCAAAGCAUGAAAAUCAUGAAGAUGUUCACUCUUAUUACUUACCAACUAAAAGAAAAGCCAAAUAUCAAGGUUCAACUCGCACACGAGAUUACAUGAAUCACGAAAUGAAAGUUGUGAAGCUAAAAGUCAUGGUUCUGGUAAUAGUAAAAGAUACGUUGUUGAAAACCGUCCAAAACUAUCCCAUGCUGAAAAUGCUAAAACCUCGGCUUAUUACAAGACCUCUGUUCGAUCGCAUCUUAGCUCACAUUCGGAUGCGUCAGAAGUAAAUUAUGAAUCGUCUCCUGUUUUUAAAGACCAAAUUAAAAUUGAAAAUUUUCAAGCAAUUUAUUCCGACAAAAAGUGGGAAGAGAAAUCUCAUGACCUGGAAAUCAUGUCCAAUGUCAGUGGUAGUGAAUUUUCUGAAUUCUUACCCACUCCUCCACGGCCAAGCGACAGCCAAUCAGAUAUCUCAACGGAUGGAUAUUGUAGUGAUUAUUACAUGAAGUACACCCACCUUAGUAACCGCGCCUAGUUUAAGAUGAUUACUUGUAAAGAGACAUUUUGUAGAUUUUAAUUUAGUGUUGAGUAAAGCCUUAUUUUGAAAGGUUGUUCUUUGGUGUUUACUUGAAUUCAAACUUCUACUUCAAUUUACUCAACACUCUCCUUAUACCUAUGGAUAAAGUUUUGAGACCUGAACGGUUUGAUGUUAUUCCGAACGCGCAAGGCGCUGCAAAACGUUGGACGCACUGGCUCGCGACAUUUGAGAACUUCAUCGAUGCAAUACCGUCCAUUCCUGAUACACGAAUAAAUAAACUACACAUUCUGGUGAAUUAUGUCACCUCUGAUGUUUAUCAACUGUUCUGUGAUACUGAAACCUACGAUGAAGCCAUCACCACGCUGAAAACCUUAUAUGUCAAGCCUCCGAACGAGAUUUUUGCUCGGCAUAAAUUAGCAACACGGAAACAACAAGCAGGCGAAACCCUUGACGAAUACCUACAAGAACUGAAACACCUAAGUAAAGACUGCAACUUUCGUCAAGUCUCUGCUGCUCAAUAUCGGGAUGAAGCAAUUCGGGAUGCUUUCAUUAGUGGUCUAUUGUCGGGAAGCAUUCGACAACGUUUACUGGAGAAUAAACAGUUGGAUUUACAAACGGCAUUUGAUCAAGCUCGAGCUUGGGAUUUGGCACAAAAAUCAUCGGAGACAUACAAUUCGAAUCCCUUCACAAGCGCUGCUGUUACGGCAUCUAACGGACAUGACGAAAAUAAUGAAGAAGGACUAAGCGAGAGGUAUUUAGCCUCCACUUCACGUUCCGCUAAGUGCUUCUUUUGUGGUAAUAAGCAACACCCACGGUCAUUAUGCCCUGCGAAAGAAGCUAUUUGUAAUAAAUGUAAAAAAAGAGGGCACUACCAAAGAGUUUGCCGUUCUUCAGCAGUAGUCUCUAAUUUAACGCAAUCAGCUUACAUAACUCUAGCUGCAAUGGGGGAGUCAUUGCUAAGUUCAUGUAUUGACAUUCGUUUAAAAGAAAGAACUGUUACAGCUCUGGUAGAUUCAGGAAGUACUCAUUGCUUCAUACAUCCUGAUUUGGUUGAGCAACUUUCAUUGACAGUUCAUCAGACCAAAGAAAAAGUUACGAUGGCUACAUGUAAUUAUUCCACAAAAUGGCAAACUUGGCAAGCCCUGCACGAAAGUGUCACUAUCCAGUACGGUGGUUCUGCCCCUCCUUUGAAACUUUGCAGUUUAACAGCUUUGAACCUAGACCCCCCACUUUUGUUCCAACAUUUAACAGAGGGUUGUAAACCGAUAGCUAUUAAAUCAAGGAAAUAUAGCCGAGAAGACAAAGAAUUUAUUACAACUGAAGUACAAAGGCUUCUAGAUGAAGGUAUAAUUGAACCGAGUGAAUCACCGUGGAGAGCACAAGUGGUCGUAACUAGAAACGAUCGACAAAAAAAAAGAUUAGUGAUUGACUACUCGCAAACUAUAAAUAGAUUCACACACCUGAAUGCUUAUCCUUUGCCUAGAAUAGAUGAUAUCGUCUCUAAAAUCGCUCAGUACAAAGUUUUCAGCACCGUUGAUUUGAAAAGUGCGUAUCAUCAAGUCCCAAUUCAAAAAGAAGAAAAGAAAUAUACUGCUUUCGAAGCUAACCAGCGUUUGUACCAAUUCCGUCGAGUACCAUUUGGAGUAACGAAUGGAGCAGCAGCUUUCCAAAGAAUGAUGGACAACUUUAUCGCUAAAGAAUGUCUAGAAGGCACGUUUGUGUAUCUUGACAACGUCACGAUUUGUGGCCGGGACCAAGCCCAGCAUGACAUAAAUCUCGAAAAGUUCCUUCAAGCAGCUAGAAAGCGAAAUUUGACGUUUAAUCAAGACAAAUGCUCUUUCUCAACAACCAGUAUUUGCAUCCUCGGUAGUAUAAUCGCUAAUGGAGAAAUAAAGCCGGACCCGGCACGAUUGAGACCUCUGCGAGAGUUACCUGUCCCCCGUGAUUUAAAAGAACAGAAACGGAUUGUGGGUCUCUUCUCCUACUAUUCUCAAUGGAUCAAAGACUUUGCAGCAAAAGUAAGACCACUGACACAGAAUACUGUAUUUCCAAUGGUAGGCGAUGCUCUUACUUCGUUUAAUCUACUUCAGUCCGAUGUCGAAAAAUCUGUGGUCCAAGCUGUUGACGAAGCACAGCCCUUUCAGGUGGAAACAGACGCUUCCGAGUUUGCUCUUUCAGCCACUCUCAACCAAAACGGUCGCCCAUGGAGAAAGAAGCAGUGGCUAUCGUUGAAGCCGUGA
This is a messenger RNA of Xenia sp. Carnegie-2017, 4593 nucleotides long. RefSeq lists its product as uncharacterized. Bases 2491 to 4593 code for a protein of 700 amino acids. The transcript has 16 exons. Gene Ontology annotation, molecular function: zinc ion binding; nucleic acid binding. The record is from RefSeq and is a predicted model, not a curated record. NCBI's taxonomy places the organism in Eukaryota, Metazoa, Cnidaria, Anthozoa, Malacalcyonacea, Xeniidae.